Molecule: messenger RNA, 3762 nt
Organism: Myotis brandtii (Brandt's bat)
Lineage: Eukaryota; Metazoa; Chordata; Mammalia; Chiroptera; Vespertilionidae
Gene: FLT4
Product: fms-related tyrosine kinase 4
Exons: 31
Biological process (GO): positive regulation of kinase activity; multicellular organism development; cell surface receptor protein tyrosine kinase signaling pathway
Cellular component (GO): signaling receptor complex
Molecular function (GO): transmembrane receptor protein tyrosine kinase activity; ATP binding
Source: RefSeq, a predicted model, not a curated record
AUGGACGUGGACAACAUCCUCGACGGCGAGCACGGCCUGGUGAGUGGCUACUCCAUGAGCCCCCCGACCCUAAACAUCACGGAGGAGACACACGUCAUUGACUCCAACGACAGCCUGUCCAUCUCCUGCAGGGGGCAGCACCCCCUCCAGUGGGCCUGGCCAGGGGCUCAGGAAGCGCCAGCCACGGGGGAAAAGGACAGUGAAGACCUGGGGUUCGUUCGCGACUGCGAAGGCACGGAUGCCCGGCCCUACUGCAAGGUGCUGCUGCUCCCCGAGGCCCACGCCAACGACACGGGCAGCUACGGCUGCUACUACAAGUACAUCAAGGCCCGCAUCGAGGGCACCACCGCGGCCAGCACCUAUGUGUUCGUAAGAGACUCGGAGCAGCCGUUCAUCAACAAGCCAGGCACGCUCCUGGUCGACAGGAAGGACUCCAUGUGGGUGCCCUGCCUGGUGUCUAUCCCUGGCCUCAACGUCACCCUGCGCUUGCCAAGCUCAGUGCUGCAGCCCGACGGGCAGGACGUGCUGUGGGAUGACCGCCGGGGCAUGCGGGUGCCCACGCCGCUGCUGCGAGACACCCUGUAUCUGCAGUGCGAGACCACCUGGGGCGGCCAGGCCUUCCUGUCCAACCCCUUCAUCGUGCACAUCACAGGCAACGAGCUCUAUGACAUCCAGCUGUUCCCCAAGAAGUCCAUGGAGCUGCUCGUCGGGGAAAAGCUGGUCCUGAACUGCACCGUGUGGGCCGAGUUCAACUCGGGCGUCACCUUCGACUGGGACUACCCAGGGAAGCAGGCCGAGCGGGGCAAGUGGGUGCCCGAGCGGCGCUCCCAGCAGACGCACACCGAGCUCUCCAGCAUCCUGACCAUCCACAACGUCAGCCAGCGCGACCUCGGCCCGUACACGUGCGAGGCCAACAAUGGCAUCCAGCGGUUCCGGGAGAGCACCGAGGUCAUCGUGCACGAAAAACCUUUCAUCAGCGUCGAGUGGCUCAAGGGCCCCGUCCUGGAAGCCACAGCAGGAGACAAGCUGGUGAAGCUGCCCGUGAAGCUAGCUGCGUACCCCCCACCGGAGUUCCAAUGGUACAAGGACAGAAAGGCCGUGUCGGGGCGCCACAGUCCACAUGCCCUGGUGCUCAAGGAGGUGACCGAGGCCAGCGCAGGCGUCUACACCCUCGCCCUGUGGAACUCCAUGGCCGGCCUGAAGCGCAACAUCAGCCUGGAGCUGGUGGUGAACGUGCCUCCCAACAUCCACGAGAAGGAGGCCUCCUCCCCCAGCAUCUACUCCCGCCACAGUCGCCAGGCCCUCACCUGCACGGCCUACGGCGUGCCCCCUCCUCUCAGCGUCCAGUGGUACUGGCGGCCGUGGACGCCCUGCAAGACCUUCGCCCAGCGCAGCCUCAGCCGGCGACAACAGCGGGACCGCAUGCCACAGUGCCGGGACUGGAGGGAGGUGACCACGCAGGACGCUGUGAACCCCAUCGAGAGCCUGGACACCUGGACGGAGUGUGUGGAGGGGAGGAAUAAGACGGUGAGCAAGCUGGUGAUCCAGGAUGCCAACGUGUCUGCCAUGUACAAAUGCAUGGUCUUCAACAAGGUGGGCCAGGACGAGCGGCUCAUCUACUUCUAUGUGACCACCAUCCCCGACGGCUUCAGCAUCGAGUCCGAGCCCUCGGAGGAGCCCCUGGAGGGCCAGGCCGUGCGCCUGAGCUGCCAGGCUGACAACUACACGUACGAGCAUCUGCGCUGGUACCGCCUCAACCUGUCCACGCUGCACGAUGCCCACGGGAACCCGCUGCUGCUCGACUGCAAGAACGUGCACCUGUUCGCCACGCCGCUGGCCGCCACCUUGGAAGAGGCAGCGCCGGGGGCUCGCCACGCCACGCUCAGCCUCACCAUCCCCCACGUGACACCUGAGCACGAGGGCGACUACGUGUGCGAGGUGCAGGACCGGCACAGCCAGGACAAGCACUGCCACAAGAAGUACCUGUCAGUGCAAGCCCUGGAAGCCCCCCGGCUUACCCAGAACUUGACCGACCUCCUGGUGAACGUGAGCGACUCCCUGGAGAUGCGGUGCCCCGUGGCCGGGACGCACGUGCCCAGCAUCAUGUGGUACAAGGACGAGCGGCCGCUGGAGGAAAAGUCCGGGAUCGAUCUGGCCGACUCGAACCAGAAGCUGAGCAUCCAGCGCGUGCGCGAGGAGGACGCUGGCCGCUACCUGUGCAGCGUGUGCAACGCCAAGGGCUGCGUCAACUCCUCGGCCAGCGUGGCCGUGGAAGGCUCCGAGGACCGGGGCAGCAUGGAGAUCGUGAUCCUUGUCGGCACCGGGGUCAUCGCCGUCUUCUUCUGGGUCCUGCUCCUCAUCAUUUUCUGUAACAUGAGGAGGCCAGCCCACGCAGACAUCAAGACCGGCUACCUGUCCAUCAUCAUGGACCCCGGGGAGGUGCCCCUGGAGGAGCAGUGCGAAUACCUGUCCUACGAUGCCAGCCAGUGGGAGUUCCCCCGGGACCGGCUGCACCUCGGGAGAGUCCUGGGCCACGGCGCCUUCGGGAAGGUGGUGGAAGCCUCGGCGUUCGGGAUCCACAAGGGCAGCAGCUGUGACACGGUGGCCGUGAAAAUGCUGAAAGGCCCCCUCAUGGUGAUCGUGGAGUUCUGCAAAUACGGCAACCUCUCCAACUUCUUGCGCGCCAAGCGGGAGGCCUUCAGCCCCUACGCCGAGAAAUCCCCGGAGCAGCGAAGGCGCUUCCAGGCCAUGGUGGAGGGUGCCAGGGCCGACAGGAGGCGGAGGCCGGGGAGCAGUGACAGGGCCCUCCUGACAAGGCUCCUGAUGGGCAAGGGCGAGGCGGCCUGGGCCACUCGCACCCAGGAAGCCGAGGACCUGUGGCUGAGCCCGCUGACCAUGGAAGACCUUGUCUGCUACAGCUUCCAGGUGGCCCGCGGCAUGGAGUUCCUGGCCUCCCGCAAGUGCAUCCACAGAGACCUGGCUGCGCGGAACAUCCUGCUGUCGGAGAGCGACGUGGUGAAGAUCUGCGACUUUGGCCUGGCCCGGGACAUCUACAAGGACCCCGACUACGUGCGCAAGGGCAGCGCCCGGCUGCCCCUGAAGUGGAUGGCGCCCGAGAGCAUCUUCGACAAGGUAUACACCACGCAGAGCGACGUGUGGUCCUUCGGGGUGCUGCUCUGGGAGAUCUUCUCCCUGGGGGCCUCCCCGUACCCCGGGGUGCAGAUCAACGAGGAAUUCUGCCAGCGGCUGAAAGAGGGCACCCGGAUGAGGGCGCCGGAGCUGGCCACUCCUGCCAUACGCCGCAUCAUGCUGAGCUGCUGGUCUGGAGACCCCAGAGAGAGGCCGGCGUUCUCCGAGCUGGUGGAGAUGCUGGGGGACCUGCUCCAGGGCGGGGGCCGUCAGGUGAGCGCCCUCACUCUGUCCUGCUGCAGGGCCGUCAGUGAGGGCAGAGCCUGCACUGGGCCUGGAGGAGCCCCUGCUCCAGGAGGAGACCCCCACAGCCUGGCCGCCAGAUACUACAACUGUGUGUCCUUCCCGGGGAGCCUGGCCAGAGGGACCCAGGGAACCUCCAGGAUGAAAACCUUCGAAGAAUUUCCCAUGACCCCAACGACCUACAAGGCCUCGGCGGAUAACCAGACGGACAGCGGGAUGGUGCUGGCCUCCGAGGAGUUUGAGCAGCUGGAGAGCAGGCACCGACAGGAGGGCGGGCUCAGCAGCUGUAAAGGACCCGGCUGGAGCGCGGAGGUGACCGGGGCGCACCCG